Messenger RNA from Triplophysa dalaica, 2887 nucleotides. It is a transcript of the gene septin6, whose product is annotated as septin 6. The record is from RefSeq and is a predicted model, not a curated record. Gene Ontology annotation, biological process: cilium assembly; cytoskeleton-dependent cytokinesis. Gene Ontology annotation, cellular component: septin complex; septin ring; microtubule cytoskeleton. The coding region runs from base 16 to 1419 and encodes 467 amino acids. Gene Ontology annotation, molecular function: molecular adaptor activity; GTPase activity; GTP binding. Lineage: Eukaryota; Metazoa; Chordata; Actinopteri; Cypriniformes; Nemacheilidae. The transcript has 11 exons.
UAAUCGAAGGCUGUCAUGACUUCGGCAUCAGAAGUCAAUGGUACAGUCAAUGGUGUAGUUCCCUUCGCUGUUGCUUUGCUCUGCGUGCGGUGCGGGCUACAAUUUCCUGUGGAAGGUUUGAUGCAGGAGAGAACCAUGGCGGCCACUGAGAUAGCUCGACAAGCGGGAGAGGGUGCACGUGCCGUCCCACUCUCUGGUCAUGUUGGCUUCGACAGCAUGCCAGACCAGCUGGUCAACAAAUCCGUCAACCAUGGCUUUUGCUUCAAUAUCCUCUGUGUUGGGGAGACGGGUUUGGGAAAGUCAACCCUGAUGGACACCCUGUUCAAUACCAAGUUUGAGGGUGAGCCUACGCAGCACAAUCAGCCCGGGGUGCAGCUCAAGUCCAACACUUACGAGCUGCAGGAGAGCAAUGUUCGCCUUAAGCUUACUAUGGUCAACACUGUAGGGUUUGGAGAUCAGAUCAACAAAGAGGACAGUUACAAGUCUAUUGUGGAGUUCAUUGAUGCUCAGUUUGAAGCGUACCUUCAGGAGGAGCUGAAGAUUAAACGCACCCUACACAGUUAUCACGAUACACGGAUCCACGCUUGUCUGUAUUUCAUCGCCCCCACCGGACAUUCGCUAAAGUCCCUUGACCUUGUUACUAUGAAGAAACUGGACAGUAAGGUGAACAUCAUUCCCAUCAUUGCCAAAUCAGAUGCCAUCUCAAAAAGUGAACUUGCCAAAUUCAAAAUCAAAAUCACGAGUGAGCUGGUGAGCAAUGGCGUCCAGAUCUACCAGUUCCCCACUGAUGAUGAGACUGUGGCCGAGAUCAACUCGACCAUGAACGGUCAUUUGCCGUUUGCAGUGGUGGGAAGCACUGAGGAAGUGAAGAUUGGGAACAAGAUGGUGCGAGCACGCCAGUACCCCUGGGGAACCGUGCAGGUGGAAAACGAGAAUCACUGUGACUUUGUCAAGCUGAGAGAGAUGUUGAUCAGGGUGAACAUGGAGGACCUGCGAGAGCAAACUCACACACGCCACUAUGAGCUCUACCGCCGCUGCAAGCUGGAGGAGAUGGGCUUCAAAGACACUGACCCCGACUGCAAACCCUUCAGCCUACAGGAAACAUAUGAAGCCAAGAGAAAUGAGUUCAUGGGUGAGCUGCAGAAGAAAGAGGAGGAGAUGAGGCAGAUGUUUGUCCAGAGAGUCAAAGAGAAAGAGGCCGAGCUGAAAGAGGCUGAAAAGGAGCUGCAUGAAAAGUUUGACCGUCUCAAGAAGCUCCACCAGGAUGAGAAGAAGAAACUAGAGGAUAAGAAAAAAUCUCUGGAUGAUGAGUUGAACGGCUUCAAGCAGAAGAAGACAGCUGCAGAGCUCCUGCAGUCUCAGGCCCAGCAGGCAGGAUCAUCCUCCACACUCAAGAGAGACAAAGAGAGGAAAAAUUAACCCUCCACCUGCUCCCAGUCCCGCAUGAGACACCUUAUGCUGCUUCUUUUAACUUUGUCUUGGCCAACUGUCUGAAGAGGGGAUUGCAACAAGAGCUAAACGGCCACUCUUCUUCCUGUCUUUCUCAAUCCGUCAGCCUUUUUUUAAAACAUUUGUUUCAUUGACAUUUUUUCGUUUUUUUAAACUUUCAUGCUGUGUGCCCUGUUGAACAUGGCCUUAUGUGAGAUUAACAUGGUAUUUUUCACAAAAAACUUUGUUUCCUUGAAAGGGCAUGCUAAGCAGUCCAUCAUUAGUAUUUUGACACAUGAAAUUCGCUGGCGACACCAGAACAUAAAGAUCUAGUAGACAGGUUUGAACACAUAUAGUUUUGUUUAGUCGUAGAUGGACAAAGCCUCAUCUUUUACGUCCAUGAUAUUGCCUUGCCGUUUCAGUUUGUUCGAAACAUUUCGUUUCUUUUAUAAAUACAUGUUUACUUGUGAAUGAACUUGCAUGUCCUCAUGAACUAACACACUGUUAACUGUGAGGAUUAAACGGAAACUAACUCAUUUCUUUUGCAAGCAUUAGACUAUUUGUUCAAAUUUUAUUUAGGAUGUGAAACUAAGUUGGGUAGAGUAAGAUUAUCUUUAUUAAGACAUUUUGGCCAGCUGGCUGUGAAACAUUGAGAAAAUCCAAAGAAAAUGGGCCUGCAUGUUCCUGGUUGUUAAUGCAGCAAAAUAUGUUAAGUGAGAGAUCAACUGGCUGUAAUUUUAACAAGAAUCUUUAUCUGAAAGCUUGAGUUAAAUAUAAGUUAAAUCUAGAAGAUUUCUAUGUUUUUUAAUUCCCUACGCAUUUUUUCAGGAAGCAUUUCAAUUUGACAAAGUCGGCAAUAUAGCUAUAAUUUAUUUCACUUAAAAUAUAGGUUAAUCUAAUAGAGUAAUGAAGCACCUAUUGAAAUACCAUGUAGGUCACAUUCAGUGCUACGUUUUUAUAAAUGCUUUAUUUUCUGUUCUGUUGCAUGCCCUGAACAUAUUAUUGUUUAUGAAAUCAUUUUAAAGGCUCUUUGCUUUGACAUAUUUACUCCUUAAAUGCUUUGUUUUUGGACUAUUUUAAUAUGUGUAUUUAUUUUAGGUACAACGUUUAGUCACAUUUAGAUUCAUAUAUGUAAUUUCCCAGUUUGCCAAAUACUGCAUUUAGAUAUAUACGUGAAGGGUUUACGGUCAUUUUUUAAGGUACAGAUGUUCAUGUGCAGUACAUAUAAUUUUUAAAGACCUAUUUUGCGUGUCAAUGUAGAGACUUGUUUUAAUGAUCAAUUACGUCAUUGACAUGUGACUGUUUUCUGUGUGAAACAUUUUGACAUUUUUCUAGUCACCUUCCAUAUUUUCCCCUCAAUGUCAAUUACCCUCACCCCUGUAAUACCACAAAUUUGUGAAAUAUUGAACUGUAGUCAAAUUCCAUGGUGUACAUUUUCAAUAAAACUACAUUAAAACAA